Molecule: messenger RNA, 3137 nt
Organism: Oncorhynchus keta (chum salmon)
Lineage: Eukaryota; Metazoa; Chordata; Actinopteri; Salmoniformes; Salmonidae
Gene: lrrn2
Product: leucine rich repeat neuronal 2
Exons: 2
Coding region: 572-2320 (582 amino acids)
Molecular function (GO): protein binding
Source: RefSeq, a predicted model, not a curated record
GGGGAGAGCAGAGGUAGAAGGCAGAUUCAUCCUGUAGAGAUCGCUCCUCAGCCUCAGAGAGAAAAGCAGGGAUAUUUUAAAUAGAGAGAAAUACAGAGAAGGACAUACAGAUGUUUUAAGGAGAGAGAUCGAAAGAAUGACUAUUUAUGGUAGAGCUUGCCCUGAACACAUAGAAAAAAAGCUGACAGAACAUUCCCAGAUAAAAACAACACCGUAAAAAGAUCGAGGAGAGGUAAAGAGGCACAGCAGGAGAGUGAGGAAAGAUCGAGAGAUGCAUGCAGUCAAUGAUACUCAUCUGAUGGUAAUCUCCUGAGUGUGUACAGAGCCACCCCCAAUACACAUGUCGCCACAAUGUGACAGCAACUGUCUGACCACAGAGACCGCCACCUAGACAAUCCACAACACUAUAUAUUCCUACAGCACUGUAACCUGACAACAGUAGAUUCCUACACCGCUGUAACGUUGUAACAACACUGAGUCAAUCACCAUUAAAUUGCUGCCGCUGAAUCAACGUCUCUGAAUCAACUCCUAUAGAUCGACUCCUCUGAAUCAACUCCUCUCUGCUGUGAGGAUGCUGAGGGUGUCAAUGGUCCUACUGAAGAGGCAGCUGAUCCAGUGGGUGUGGGUGUCCAGUGCUCUAGUAGUCUAUUCCCUGCCAUGGCGGGUCUCCUGUCCGACAGGGUGUGUGUGUCAGAUGAAGCCCUGGUUCUCCCCCCAGUCAGUGUCCUGCGAGGCUUCUACUGUGGACUGUAACAACCUGUUCCUAACCCAACUCCCCUCUCCUCUGCCCCCAGACACACACACCCUCCGUCUGCAGAGUAACCUGCUGUCUGCCCUGGAGAUACCACUCUUACACACACUCCCCAACCUCACCGAGUUGGACCUGUCUCAGAACCGCUUCAGCUGUGUUAGAACCCUAACCUUAACCCAGCCCCAGGCUGCCUCCCUGCCCUCCCUACUCUCCUUGCACCUGGAGGAGAACCAGCUUUGGUUCCUGCCCCCUGCCUCCUUUUCCUCCCUGCCCGCCCUACAGGAGCUUUUCCUCAGCCACAACCGGCUGUUCUACCUGGCUCCUGGAGCAUUCUCCGGCCUGGGCUUACUGCUGCGCCUGCACCUCAACAACAACCACCUGACCUCAAUUGAGCCCCGCUGGUUCACUGCCCUGCCCCGCCUCCAGGUGCUGAUGCUGGGGGGAAACCCAGUGGAGGUCCUCCCUGACCGGGGCUUCCAGGACCUGGGGUCUCUACACAGCCUGGUACUGGGGGGCAUGGGGCUGAAGGGGCUGACUGAGAGGGCCCUGGAGGGGCUGGACAGUCUGGAGAGCCUCUCCUUCUAUGACAACCUCCUCACCACCGUCCCCACACAGGCUCUGAGGAGGAUCCCGGGCCUCAAGUUCCUGGACCUGAACAAGAACCCUCUGAGUGUGGUUCAGACAGGGGACUUCAGGGACCUGGUCCACCUGACAGAGCUGGGUCUGAACAACAUGGAGGAGCUGGUGGCCAUCGAGAGGGCAGCCAUGGAGAACCUGCCUGAGCUCACCAAGCUGGAGAUCACCAACAACCCCCGGCUGUCCUACAUCCACCCCCAGGCCUUCCUUCGGCUGGGCCGGCUAGAAAGUCUGAUGCUCAACUCCAACGCUCUGAGCGCUCUGCACCAACACACUGUCCUGUCCCUGCCCAGCCUGAGGGAGGUCAGCCUGUACUCCAACCCCCUCCGCUGUGACUGCCUGUUCCGUUGGGUGGCUAAGGAGCAACCUCACACAGAUACACAGAUGCCGCAGGCUGUGAGAUUCAUCCAGCCUCAGGCCACGUUGUGUUCUGAGCCUCCAGAGCUGAGGGCUCGUAGUGUGAGGGAGGUGUCAAUCACCGAGAUGUCAGCCUCCUGCCUACCCCUCAUCCCCCCUGGUAUCCUUCCUCACUACAUGGGGGUGAGAGAGGGGGAGAGGCUGACUCUGCACUGUCGCGCGCUGGCAGAGCCUCAGCCCACAAUCUAUUGGGUCACUCCUUCUGGAAUGAGAAUAGGACCAUCCGACCACACCCACAGCACCAAGCUUGCAUCCAGCCAGACAUCAUCUUACCAUUCCCCCUCACCCAGCCGAGCAUCUGGUAAUGCCUCAGUUCUCACCCCUUCCUCUCCCUCCUCCACUGCCUACCGGUUACUGCCAGAGGGGACAUUGGAGAUUGUCAUGGUGACGGCCCGGGAGGCGGGUCUGUACACCUGUGUGGCUGAGAAUACACUGGGGGCCGACACUCACAGUGUGACUGUUGGGGUGCAGGGGCAAGGGAGGGGGGGUUUGAGGCGCCGGAUGGGGAGAGGAUAGGAGUUGAAGGAGAGGGUUUUGAGGGAGGUCAGGGCAAGGGUUAAGACAGCAAGCAUGAUGAGAAGUACACACACAAAUAAGCCUAGCUAUAUAAAUAAUUGAUGAUAUAACAACACACACACUUCCUUGCAGUCCAACGUUUCCAAAUAUAACGUGUUAUAGGAUAGAUACGGCUACCGCUCUUGGCGGCGGUACUAUUGUAGGUGGGUGUGAAGCUCGAUCCGGGAACCACAUGUCCUGCCGCAGUUGGGACAUGUUGGUUCUGAAUCUGGAGCAGCUUGCGGGAAUGGUUUGGGAGCAAUGGGGCCUGUAAAUAGAACAUAUGACAGGGCAGUGGUGUACAAUCAGAUGUGUAUUUAUAUUACAGUAUAUAUGCAUACACAUUGACAUUGUUUGUGUUUGUAUAAAGAGAGACAAUCAAAUUGCAGUACUGCUUUCUAUCCCCAGAACCUAUCCACCUAACCCUAACCCAGCGAUUCAACUUCAGGAGAGGACUCUCACCCUCUGUACUCACACUAGGGCGCAGGCAUUUUCUAAACAGUGCCAUUUUAUGGUAGCCUAUCCUUGCUUUCUUAGAGGUUUUGUAAAUCAAAGUGUUCAAUGUGAGUAGCCCUUUCUCACUCCAUCCUUUCCCGUGGCUUUCUAUCACAUUACUUAAUUCUUCUAUCCAACUGCCUAUACAUACCUGCUUGUACAUAUCCAACUGCCUGUACAUACCAUGAACUAGUUUUCCUACCCAGUAUACCACUUCUCUUUCAAAGAUGAUUUAGAUGUAUUAAAUUCUAUUUUGAGCUAUUAUUAAAACAUUUUGGACUGA